Molecule: messenger RNA, 1614 nt
Organism: Glarea lozoyensis ATCC 20868
Lineage: Eukaryota; Fungi; Ascomycota; Leotiomycetes; Helotiales; Helotiaceae
Product: NCS1 nucleoside transporter
Exons: 6
Coding region: 1-1614 (537 amino acids)
Biological process (GO): nucleobase transport; transmembrane transport
Cellular component (GO): plasma membrane
Molecular function (GO): nucleobase transmembrane transporter activity
Source: RefSeq, a predicted model, not a curated record
AUGGCACCGGCGUUGAUCGAGAGAUGGAGGUUGCAUUCCGAGCCGGGGGCUUUUGCAAAUGGGCCAAAUGGAAUUAAAUCGAACCGAGAUCUUGACCCAGUCCCAUUCAAGUCGGAGGAGAGGAAAUGGACGUGGCCGUCACUGCUGGGAUUUUGGAUUGCUGAAGCAUUCAGCAUAUCCAUGUAUCAAGUGGCUUCCUCGUCAAUCACAAAGGGACUCAGUCCAGGCUUGGCUAUUCUUGCAGUCAUAGUUGGGCACAUAUUGGUUUGUAUUCCAGCUAUGCUUAACGGCUAUAUUGGUUGCAUUUAUGGAAUUAAUUUUCCUGUUCUGAUGAGGUCGACUUUUGGUAUAUGGGGAGCUUACUUUGGCGUUUUCGUACGAGGCGUUGUGGCUUGCAUCUGGUUUGGCACACAGAGCUUUCAAGGCGGCCAGUGUGUUGCGUCUAUGAUUGAAGCCAUUUGGCCGUCAUUCAAAAGAUUCCCCAAUCAUAUACCCAUCUCUGCGCAUGUCACAUCCGCGCAAUUAUUGACAUUCUUCUUGUUCAUCAUCAUCCAACUACCCCUCUUAUACCUGCACGUGUCCAAGUUAAGAUACCUCUUUAUGGCCAAGACAAUUAUCAUGCCCAUUUUCGGCGUGACCCUAUUCACAUGGGCACUCGUUGCUGCAAAAGGAUUUGGCCCUACGUUUGCAAAGGGUACGCACAUCAAAGACGGAACCCCGGCCGUAAUUGUCUUCUUCCAAUGUGUGACAACCACCAUCGGUCCUAAGGCUACCCUUGCACUUAAUAUGCCAGAUUUUACACGAUACGCAAAAUACCCCAAGCAGGUGUUCUGGACCCAGGCAGUUGGACUUUGUGUUCUCGUCACUUUGUGUGGAAUAUUAGGUAUUACUGUUACUAGUGCGACACAGCAAGUGUACGGUGUACUGACGUGGAACCCUCUACAAGUGUCGGCGUUGUGGCACAACCGGGCCGCACAAUUUUUCUCCAGUUUAUGUUGGAUGUUCGCCGUCAUUGGGACCAAUAUCUCAGCAAACUCGGUGUCCUUUUCUAAUGAUCUGUCGCUUUGGUUCCCAACUUGGAUCAAUGCCAGACGAGGUGCGUACGUCUGCUGCUUCAUCUCGAUUGCCGCAACUCCAUGGAAUAUUCAAUAUUCCGCGGCCUCGUUCUCUGCUUUUCUUGGUGGAUACGCAAUGUUCCUUGGCCCAAUCGCUGGUAUCAUGAUGUCCGAUUUCUGGGUUCUCCGGAAGCGUCACCUCAACAUUAGGAGUCUCUACCGCAACCCUGAUAUCUACACCUUUUUCCAUGGUUUCAACCUUCGUGCAUUUGCAGCAUUCAUCUGCGCCAUAGCACCUAAUCUCGCGGGGUUAGCUAAAGCUACUGGAGGUCGAAAGGUUCCAAAGGGAGCAACUUACAUAUACAGUUUAAGCUGGUUGGUGGGCACAGUUGUUGCUUUCGUGGUAUAUACCGUCCUGGGAAAGAUCUGGCCGAUGGAGGAUAAAUUAGAGGAGGAUGAGCAUGUGGUUGAGGGGAUUGACGGAAGUGAUAGAAGCGAAAGAACGCAAAGUGAACACGAGAAGGGUGUGUACACAGGCGAAAAGGCUGUAAAUUUCUAG